AUGGCACAUCAACAAACCGAAACUUCGGCCCCACCAUCCAGACCGAGUCAAAGUAAUACUGGUACGCGCAGUGGAGGGCAGAAUGGCAAUAUCAACAAGUUGAAGAGAUCCCAAAGCACCAAGGAUAAAACAGUCGAUACCUUGAACGACAAAGGCAAAGGUAGGAUAUCUCCUAUUCAGAAAGUAUUGCCAAGAGAACCGAAAGUUAACGGAUUGAAGUUGUCAAGUCACAAGCUUCUGAGAGCAAACCUUCACCAAGUCGUCAGACCGCGAAACUGGCAGCAAACAUUCCACAAAUAGAGCAACCUAACUCCGAGGAACAGAAAAAAUUGGCGGUACAUAGGGCAACUGAGCUAGUUGCGCAAUCUGAGCAUGCAUUGAAGUCGUCUCCCCUGUUUCUUGCCCAACACAAAGUUGCCUACAAUCACAACUACGGCUUUUCUGUCGAUGGCGGGAAUUUCAACCUUGAAAUAUUCCAGCUGCCGAAGGGUUCUAUUCCAGCUGUCUAUGACUUUGUCACAUCUGUUUACCCUGGUCAUGCAUUUGAGCUCAAAAAGAGAAUGAAUGCAGCUUUCAAAGUCGUCGGGUCUUGUUCAUGACAGGGAACCAAACGACUUAUGCAGGAACAUUUCAAGAGAAGACCACAAAGCUUCCAUGGACCUUGGCAAAUCUCAUCACAAACAGCAAAACCGGUGUUCUCGUCAAGUACUACAAAUACCUUGAGAAGUGGCUGGGGUUAUGCGGUACCUCUAUUAAGCUGAAGAAGCGCCUGGACGUAGCUCUACUCUCAGCGGAGACUUCAAAGGCAGGAACACAAGAUCCGCCAAAGCCUUCACAUGACGCAGCGCCAAUUGCCAAUGUUGCUCCUGCAUCCAAGGGAGAUUUCAAUCCACCGAUAAAUCCUAUCUUCCCAGUAUACGCACUGGUCGACACUGCUGACAAGCUAAGCGAAUUCCUUGGGGUUCUCGGAAGCCUCCCACGCAACGGCGAAUCCAAUCUCUUUUGCCAUGCCGUCACCGAACGUAGCUCAGGCGCAUUCAGAAUCACGUUGCUUGCGAUCUUUAUUAAAACUUUGCAGCAGACAUUUGUCGUGGACAUCAAGAAGCUUGGCCCGGCCGCCUUCCAUAAUCAUGGUAGGAGCGAGAGUCGCAUGUCGCUUGGUAGAGUUCUGGAAGAUAUGAGUACUCCAAAAGUUUUUACUAGCAUCAAGAACAUAACUCCAACAUUAAAUCGAGAUUACCAGGUUCUUAUGCAAGCAGUCAUCGAUGAAGAAGUGUUGGAAAAGAUUGCUGCUGGUCCAUCCACAACUAGGGGUAACCGCAAAGUUGACCAUUACUUCGACCAUUGCCGCUGGAUUUAUCUGGCACAAAGUAGGUUUGAGAGAGGCGGCGAUGACUCUGUACCCACAGAGACGGUUACAGAGUUGAUUACGUUAGGAUCAGCUGCUUUGAAGGCUUCUGAGAUCGUACCUCAAUCUGUUGCAGCUUCCCUCAAAUUAGAUAUGCAGGAGAAGAUGAAAGUUCUGAUUGAGGCUGUGAAGAAAGGUGGCCUUGGUAUCAAGGGAAAAAAUUGA
Molecule: messenger RNA, 1573 nt
Organism: Hymenoscyphus albidus
Lineage: Eukaryota; Fungi; Ascomycota; Leotiomycetes; Helotiales; Helotiaceae
Source: the annotation of a GenBank genome assembly